Molecule: messenger RNA, 1406 nt
Organism: Humulus lupulus (European hop)
Lineage: Eukaryota; Viridiplantae; Streptophyta; Magnoliopsida; Rosales; Cannabaceae
Product: nuclear transcription factor Y subunit A-7-like
Exons: 7
Coding region: 407-1105 (232 amino acids)
Biological process (GO): regulation of transcription by RNA polymerase II
Molecular function (GO): RNA polymerase II cis-regulatory region sequence-specific DNA binding; DNA-binding transcription factor activity, RNA polymerase II-specific
Source: RefSeq, a predicted model, not a curated record
GAGAGAGAAAGUAGAGAGAGAGAGAAGCGAUAAAGAUGGUGGUGGGUAGUGGGUGUUUUUAUUGGGGAGAAGAAUUGAAUUAACGAGUGUUUUGUACUUAUUAGUUACAGCAAACCCAAGAAGGAAGAGGAAGAAAGAGAGUAAACUAGUGAGAGAGAGGGGAGAGAGAAAGGCGGAGGAGACAUGUCCAAGUUCAUCCCAACAGCUCUGUAGCUUGCUUCUCCAUAGCGUAUCAGAUUCCAAAGUAGCUGUUUAAUUCUCUAUCGAUUCCUCUAGUUAUGUACGUGGGACAUACAAUAUCUAUUUUUCUAAAUUUAAAAUUCCAGACUUAAGUGUACUCCACAACUCAAGCGUUGGUCAAUCUCAAGAAAAAUUGUGAUUUGUGAGGGUCCAACUCAAAAGAUCCAUGAUUUCGUCAGAAUCUGGAGAAGAUGCAAUGUCCUCUGAGGGUGCUGAGGAUCAGAUGAAAACAGUAUUCUUGUUGAGUAAGCCGGAUUUCAUGCUCAAUCCUUCACAAGUUGGCGGCAGCCAUUCAAUGGCUAGUGUUCCGUACCCCUAUGCUGAUCCAUACUAUGGGGGGUUUUUGACUUCGUAUGGUCCACAGGCUCUUAUGGUGGGGUUGCAAUCUGCACGAGUUCCAUUGCCUUUGGAUCUUGCAGACAACGGACCCAUCUAUGUCAAUGCAAAGCAGUAUCACGGAAUUCUCAGGAGGAGGCAGUCACGGGCAAAACAAGAAGCUCAGAACAAACUCAUAAGAAACCGCAAGCCAUAUCUUCACGAGUCUCGGCAUCUGCAUGCCUUGAAUAGGGUAAGGGGAUCUGGUGGACGUUUUCUCAGCAAAAAACAGCUCCAACACCAGUCUUCUGAUUCUAACUCCUCCUCCUCCUCCUCGCCCAAGCUGCUGCAUCAGAAGAAAGACACAAUGAACUCAGGGUACGCUGAGUAUGUCACCUCGGUCACUACCCGCUCGGACACCACCUUGAGUGUUUCCGACAGCAGUGGCCGGCGGUUCUCUGGAGCCACGUCACACAUGGGCGGGACCAUGCAAUGCAGUGGGAGGCUGUUGCAUGGGGGAACCCAGCACUGUGCUUCGGUUGUUCGGUGAAACACAAGACCAUGCAUCGUCCAUGGUCGGGCAAAUCAUCCUUGGCUUUUGUUACUGUUAGGUUCUAUGUAUGUAUGCUGUUCAACUUUGGUUUCAAGCAAAAAAAAAAAAUACUGCUUUGCUUUGAAAACUAGACCAGAGCUACUGUGUACUGUAUCCUCGUGUUGUUUAUAAACCUGUCAUUAAAAAAAGGGCUUGUUGUACUGUUCGAAUGCCUGAAAUGGUGACUACUUUCUGUUUGUUAUGUUACUAUGAAUAUUAAAGUUUAAUAUGCAGUUUGUUUGGUUGGUUGUUGAGGUCA